Messenger RNA from Anoplopoma fimbria (sablefish), 1632 nucleotides. RefSeq names its product E3 SUMO-protein ligase ZBED1. Gene Ontology annotation, molecular function: protein dimerization activity. The coding region runs from base 1 to 1632 and encodes 543 amino acids. The record is from RefSeq and is a predicted model, not a curated record. The transcript has 3 exons. Lineage: Eukaryota; Metazoa; Chordata; Actinopteri; Perciformes; Anoplopomatidae.
AUGAAGCAGUUCCUCCAGAAAUCCUUAACUCCAGCAAGACAGACAGCAAUAGACGAGGAGUUGGCCAAGAUGGUGGCCAGAGAUUACCAACCCUUUUCCAUUGUUGAGGAUGUUGGAUUUAGGAAUUUUUGCCAAGCCCUCAAUCCUAUGUAUGCCUUCCCCAGCCGAAAAACCCUCACACAGAAAUUCAUCCCAGGCCUAUAUGAUGCUGCACGGGCCUCCCUGCAAGAGAGGGUGAAGACAGCCUCAGCUGUAUGCCUGACAACUGACUGCUGGACAUCCCGCGCCACCACGUCAUUCAUGGCCGUCACCUGCCAUUUCAUAGAAAAUUACAGUAUGGCAUCAUGUCUACUGGACUGCUUUGAAUUUAGUGACAGGCACACAUCAGAAAACCUGGCUGAAGAGCUCCACCGAGUGGCAAGAGAGUGGGGGAUGGAGAACAAAGUUGUGUGUUGUGUCACAGAUAAUGCAGCCAAUAUAACAAAAGCCAUUCAGCUGCUGAAAUGGACACACCAUCCAUGCCUGGCUCACACCAUAAAUCUGUUUGUGAGAAAUGCUCUGAGGGCUAUAAAGCCCACUGUGGAUAAAGUAAAGGCCAUAGUGGAAUUUUUCCACAGAAGCACAGCAGCCACCCAAAAACUGAAAUCCACCCAACGGCAGAUGUCUAUGGCAGAGCUGAAGCUCAAACAGGAGUGUGUCACCCGGUGGAAUUCGGCAUUCCAUAUGAUCCAGCGAAUCCUGGAAUCUAAGGAUGCGGUUAUCGCAACAUUGGCGGUCAUCAACGCACCUGUGGCUCCUCUCAGCCAAGAGGAGUGGGAGGCUCUGCAAGAGGCCUGCAGCGUCCUGGAGCCCUUUGACCAGGUCACAGUGGAGAUCAGCGCAGAGAGGUAUGUUACUGCCUCCAAAAUGCUCAUACUGUGCAGGGGUCUUCAGAGGGUGACAACAGAGCACCAGAGCAGAGUCACCACAGCGUGCGUGAAGGAUCUGGUGAAUUCCCUCUCUUCAAGCAUGGACAAAAAAUUCCACCGGAUGGAAUACAAUGCAGUUCUGUCCGAAACCACCAUCCUCGACCCCCGCUUCAAAAAGGCGGCCUUUAGUGACAACAGAGCAGUCGACGAAGCCCUCCAAAGAAUUACCACAGCAGCAUCCAGGCAUAGGCAGUCAUCUCACCUGCAAGGGGGUCAUGGAGGAGAGGAGGGAGCAGCAGCACAUGAGCCGGAGGAGCCCCAAGCAUCGGCUGUUUGGAGGUUUUUUGAGGAGCGGGCAAGCGGAGACACUGCAACCAGGAAUCCUACAGCUGAUGCUAUUCUGGAGGUGAGGUCCUACCUUGAGGAGCCUCUUUUCCAGCGCAGUGCCGACCCACUGAGGUGGUGGGAGACAAAGGCACUGAUCUAUCCACAGCUCUCUUACGUGAUGGCACGUAGACUGUGCAUAGUGGCAACAUCCGUCCCAUCAGAGAGGAUCUUCUCCAAAACUGGACAGAUCAUAACUGAGAGAAGGAACAGGAUCAGCCCUGCCAAGCUUAGACACCUGGUGUUUCUCAACGCCAAUCUGCACACUGUGUACGUCUACUACUUAACCCGCUACUCCACUAACAUGGCUGUGAUCCAUGACAGCCAGGUGUUCUCCUGA